This is a messenger RNA of Mucor velutinosus, 1608 nucleotides long. RefSeq lists its product as uncharacterized. Lineage: Eukaryota; Fungi; Mucoromycota; Mucoromycetes; Mucorales; Mucoraceae. Gene Ontology annotation, cellular component: glucosidase II complex. The coding region runs from base 1 to 1608 and encodes 535 amino acids. The transcript has 7 exons. Gene Ontology annotation, biological process: N-glycan processing. The record is from RefSeq and is a predicted model, not a curated record.
AUGGUCUCCUUCAAGUACAACUUACCUUGCAUUCUAGCAGCUGUAUCACUCGUUAAGGCAGCUUCGGCUGUGAAAGGUGUUGCCCCUGAAAAAUUCGAUUUAUACCAACCCUCCCAGGAUGGCACUUGGACCUGCUUGGACGGCUCCAAGGUGAUUCCACAUGCAGCUAUCAAUGACGACUACUGCGACUGUGCUGAUGGCUCAGAUGAACCAGGCACUUCUGCUUGUCCCAAUUCUCUUUUCUAUUGCGCCAAUGAGGGACACAUCCCCGCUUAUAUCAAGUCUUACGCUGUCAAUGAUGGUGUUUGUGAUGAAGCUUGUUGCGACGGAUCGGACGAGAAUGGAGACCUGAUUUCAUGUCCCAAUAGAUGCAAACAAGUUGGAGAGAUUUUUAGAAAAGAACAAUCUAGCUUGAAGAAAUCAACAGAAGCAGGAUUGAACGCAAAGAGACAGCUCAUUGAAGACGCACAAAAGCAAGUUGCUCAAUGGGAAGAGGAUCAGACCAAACUGGAAGACGAAAUCAUUCUCAAAAAGUCUAAUUUGCUUCGCCUUCAACGCGAAUUGCAGGAUUUAGAAUCUCGCACAGCUGGAUCUACAUCCAACAAGAGCAAUAACAAGGUCCAAUGCAAAUCAAGCUCACUGGAGGUUGCCACUUUAAAGCACGAUAUUGUCAUUUUGAAAAAGGAGCUCAAUGUGCUCAAGAGCAUUCUGGGUGACAUGAAGCGAGACCACAAUCACAAUUUCCACGACAUGGCUGUCAAGAGUGCUAUUUCAGGCUAUGAUGAAUUUGUCACUCGUUUUGCAUCGAUUGAAGCCACCAUUGAUGAUAAUUUGGAGAAUAUCAAUGCCCAUGAUGAUGAGGUGGAAGACGUUGAUGUCCAUGAUGAUGAUGAUGACAACGACGACGAUGAGGCAGAGGCAGCAUCCGUUGAAGAGAAAUCGCCUCAAAUCGAAGGUAAGCAUUCAGUUGUUGAUAUGGUUCUUGAAAAGUUGGAUUCCAUCUUGCCAUCUGCUUUGAAAACCGGUUUACUGGACAAACUACAGCCCAAAAAAGUAGUGCGAAAUGUCAGUGACGAUACUGCGAGCAAUGAUGAAGCAGCUUUGGAAAACACCCGCAAACUUGUGCGUGAAGCGGAGGAAGAAGUCCAUACUCUAGAAAUUGAUUUGGAAAAGGUCAAGAAGGAUUUGUCUACUGAUUACGGUGUGGAUAGAGAAUGGUUGAAGCUCAAGGAUGUCUGUAUUGAAAAGGAUGAGGGAGAAUAUACCUAUUCGCUCUGUUUCCUUGGCGAUGCUUAUCAAAAGAGCAACAAGGACAGUACGCGUACACAUUUGGGCAAAUUUGCAAAGUUCGAUGGUGGUGAUGAUUUAUACAAGGUGCACAUUCACAAUCAGGGUACUCGCUGCUGGAAUGGUCCUGAAAGAAGUGUCAAGGCUACCAUUGAGUGUGGUUUGAACAAUGAAAUUUUGGAUGUGUCUGAGCCAGAGAAAUGUGAAUACCACUUCCGUAUGCUAUCACCUGUUGUCUGCAGAUCAGUCGCUGAUGCCGAGAAAAAAGAGACAAUUCUCGGGCACAGCAACAACAAAAAGCCUGUUCACGAGGAGCUUUAG